This is a messenger RNA of Stegostoma tigrinum, 2644 nucleotides long. Its product is annotated as beta-TrCP-like. Gene Ontology annotation, molecular function: protein dimerization activity. The transcript is spliced from 8 exons. NCBI's taxonomy places the organism in Eukaryota, Metazoa, Chordata, Chondrichthyes, Orectolobiformes, Stegostomatidae. The coding region runs from base 394 to 1794 and encodes 466 amino acids. The record is from RefSeq and is a predicted model, not a curated record.
AUCCCACACAACCCCCUCCCCCUCAAAUCCCACACCCCCUCCCCCUCAAAUCCUGUUCCCUGCCUCCUCUCACACACAGCCCCCGAAGGCCCUUCCAGCCUAGAGCCUGCUCCCAGCAGCUUCCCAAAUGAAGGUGAAGGACUGAGCAGGGGGAGGCUGUUUAUCUAACCCCCCCCCGACCCCCAUAAAGACAUCCAGGCCAUUCCCCUCAUUUGGAGCCAACUGAAAAGGGAUUCUCUCGUUGAUGAGGGAGAGUCAAGUGGCCACCUCCUGCUGCUUGCAGAAGGAGCUCCAUUCCACAGGAUCCCCACCUUCCUCCCCCCUCCCCCAACCACCUCUCUUUCUGCCUCUCUCUCUCUCUCCCUUCCCCUCUCGCUGUUUUUGAGCUUGUGAAUGAUGGACUCUGACUCCAUACUCCAUGACAAGAUAGUGGAAUACAUGAAUGCGUCUGGACGCGAUGACCUUAAUGAGGCUGAACCCCCUAAGAAACUUGUAUUGGGAAAGAACACAUUUAAUCAGACGAAACUCAGCAAUGGCACGCCGAGCAUGAUACCAACGAAGCAGCAUGCACCAUCGACCAGCUAUGAGAAACAGAAGGAGCAGUGUGUAAAAUACUUCGACCAGUGGACUGAAACCGAUCAGGUGGAAUUUGUCGAGAACCUGAUAUCCCGAAUGUGUCACUACCAACACGGGCACAUCAACUCUUACCUUAAGCCCAUGCUUCAGAGGGACUUCAUCACGGUGCUGCCAGCCCGUGGCCUGGACCACAUUGCAGAGAACAUCCUGUCGUUCCUGGAUGCCCGCUCCCUGUGUGCCGCUGAGCUGGUCUGUAAGGAGUGGUACCGGGUCAUAUCCGACGGGAUGCUCUGGAAGAAACUGAUGGAGCGAAUGGUGCGCACGGAUUCCCUCUGGAAGGGGUUAUCAGAGAGGAGGGGAUGGAUCCAGUAUCUGUUCAAAAACAAGCCCUCUGAUGGAAUGUUGCCUCCAGAUUCCUUCUACAGAUCACUGUAUCCCCAGAUCAUACAGGACAUUGAGACCAUUGAAUCCAACUGGAGGUGUGGGCACCAUGGUUUACAGCGUAUACACUGCCACAGCGAAACUAGCAAAGGUGUCUAUUGUUUACAGUACGAUGAUGAGAAAAUCAUCAGUGGUCUACGAGACAACACUAUCAAGAUCUGGGAUAAGAACACGCUGGAAUGUAAGAAUGUUCUUACAGGACACACUGGCUCUGUGCUGUGUCUACAGUAUGAUGACAAAGUGAUUAUCACUGGUUCCUCAGACUCCACAGUCAGAGUGUGGGACGUUGGAACGGGUGAGAUGUUAAAUACAUUGAUCCAUCACUGUGAAGCUGUGCUCCAUCUGCGUUUCACCAAUGGAAUGAUGGUCACCUGCUCCAAGGAUCGAUCCAUCGCGGUGUGGGAUAUGAGCACGUCCACAGACAUCACUUUACGCAGGGUCCUGGUCGGUCACAGGGCAGCUGUCAACGUUGUCGAUUUCGAUGAUAAGUACAUUGUAUCGGCUUCAGGAGAUCGGACGAUCAAAGUGAGAUCCAUUCUGUUGUUCCUGUCUUUUGGUGUCCGUCUAUCCUUUCCCAUUCUCUCCCAGAUGGGUACCAUUUCUUCAAACACCAAGAGCUCAUUCAGGCCCUCCAGCUUGCUCUGUUGCUCCCGGCUCACUGAGAUACCCCCUUCAUUUGCUCAUCCUGGUUUGAAUGCUGAGUAUAGACUGUGUGCGACCAGAUGGCUGCCCACUAACCAACUCUUGGCUCUGCCUUUGCAAUCAGCACCUUAUUAGACCAGCACCUCCAGGCACUGACUUGUUUCAGGACCAUCACAAAUUCCCUCUCUGCAGCCCUCAGCUCCCAGCUUUGAUCACUCCGUUCUCCCAACGUUUUCCCACUAGGAAGAGUUCCAAGAGUCCGUUGGGACCUGGAAGGUGGCCCAUUUUGUAGAGUGCUACAUUGGCCAAGCUCCCGCGCUGGUUUCAGUCUGUACCUGCCCACAUGAGGCAAAAGUGAAUGGCCUUUGGCCUGAGUAUGAUGCAGCAGAGAGGAAAUUGUCAGAAUGCGUCCAGUUCUCCUGCACAGUCAGUUCAUCCUGUGUGUAACAUGGUCAGGAAACUGCCAAAACCAGUGACAAGAUACAAACCAGAUUAACCCUUCAGCUGGUUUCGGGUCAGAGACAAAUAUUGGCUCAGGACACCGAGCAAGCUGUCUGAAACGUGUACGUUUUGACACCUAGUGUGAGAUAGCAAAUGCUGACAGGGCAGAGUGCUCUUGUUUGCUCAGAAUCAGUGCCUACGUUUGUGGGAACAGACUCGCCUGAGUUUACGAGCCAAGGCCAUUAUCCAGCUCUCUCUGUAUCGAAACUGCAGCAGCUCUUAGACGUUUGCUGCUUUCUGUUCGUUCUUUCAUUUAUCAGUACUAUCCCAACCUCAGUGCGAAUGUUCCUUCUGAUAUUUCUCCUCACUUCAGAUUCCCUCCUGAUAGUUGAAGGACUGAACACUUGCUGUUUGUGUUGUUGUAAACUGUUCUGGCAGCUUCACCUCCUUCUCAUCUCUCCUCUCUCUCUCUCUCUCUCUCUCUGUCUCGCUCUCUCUGUGUGUCUCUCUCACUCUCUCUCUGUGUGUCUCUCUCGCGCUCUCU